AUGACAAAUACGUUAUGCCAGGAGGAAGAUGCAACUGAGCUUGAGGCUCAAGCUGGAGCUCCGGCAACGCCAAACCUCCCAACAGUACCAUACACCGUCUUCUCACGAUCUACAAUCCGACUCUUGACGGCUCUGAUUGGGACGGCGAGCAUUUUUUCGUCGCUGUCAGCAAACAUUUAUUUUCCUUCGAUCUCGGCUCUUAGCCGGUCUCUGCACACGUCCAUACAAAAGAUCAAUCUUACUAUCACCUUGUACAUUGUUGUGCAGGCCAUUUCUCCAGCUUUGUUAGGUGGUUUAGCAGACAAUAUUGGGCGCCGCCUCAUCUAUCUCAUCAGCUUUUCCGUGUACGUGUUUGCCAACCUAGGUCUGGCCCUACAAAAUGAGUAUCCGGCGCUGCUUGUUCUGCGGAUGCUCCAAAGUUUCGGAUGCUCCGCUGCGAUCGCCAUUGGCUUUGGUGUGGCCGCUGAUGUUGCUGUGCCUGUCGAAAGGGGCGGUAUGUUGGGACCUGCAAGCAUUGCAAUGAAUCUAGGCACAUGUCUUGGUCCAUUGUUAGGAGGCCUACUAGUGAAGAACGCAGGAUGGCGAUGGAUGUUCUGGGUGUUACUUAUUUUUGGCGCUUUAUUUCUCCUCAUCCUUUCUGCGCUCCUACCCGAGACGGCCAGGUCUGUGGUGGGAAAUGGCGAGAUUGAAGCGCCGGGCUGGAACCGACCCUUGCUGCCUCACGCAAAGUUCAAGACCGGGAAAAGUACCCGACAGCCAUCAAACUCAUUCGGGCAUUCGAGCGAGGGGCUGAGAACCCGGGAUCUGUGCAGGGCUGCAAACCCAUUUAGAUCGCUAAGGCUACUCCUUCAUCGGGACAUUGGGCUCGUGGUCUGGUCAAGCGCAAUUGUAUACGCUGCUUACUAUGUCAUUCAGGCUUCUAUGCCACAGAUUCUGGAGAACACAUAUGGAUUCAAUGAGCAAGAGGUCGGACUUUCAUAUCUAGCUAUCGGGGAAGGAGUGGUUUGGAGGUUAUGCGAACGGUACGGUCUUUCUAUCAUUGUUUCGUCACAGCGUUGCGAGCUAUGUACGGAGCAGCCUAAUAUCAAGGACAAGUUUCUCAAUUCCGGGGCCUCAUAUCUUUUGGCAACCUUGCCGCUGAAGCUUCUCCUCAAGCAGUCGACUGUCCUUUCCACUCCCCGCGCACUGGACAAAGGGCUAUCGCUGAUGCGUUUGUGA
Molecule: messenger RNA, 1218 nt
Organism: Endocarpon pusillum Z07020
Lineage: Eukaryota; Fungi; Ascomycota; Eurotiomycetes; Verrucariales; Verrucariaceae
Exons: 1
Coding region: 1-1218 (405 amino acids)
Biological process (GO): transmembrane transport
Cellular component (GO): membrane
Molecular function (GO): transmembrane transporter activity
Source: RefSeq, a predicted model, not a curated record